CGAUAUUAUCCCCGAUUGACAGAGUAUGUCUCCCCGCGCCAAUUUUGCACUUGCGAAAACACCUUGCCCCUCCUCAAGCAAGCAAGGACUUGUGUGUGCCCUAGGCUGACUGAUCGAUCCAAGCUCGAGCUUCACCGAGUCGCCCCGGCCCAUUCACACCAACCCCACCAUCCUCCCGAAUCCAACACAUCCAACAUGGCGGACGUUCAGGAACGGCUCAAGAAGCUAGGCGCUUCGGCUCGUAUCGGUGGCAAGGGCACUCCGCGGAGAAAGGUGAAGCGCGCCCCCGCGCGGUCGGCCGGCGACGACAAGAAGCUGCAGCAAACGCUCAAGAAGCUCAACGUCCAGCCGAUCCAGGCAAUUGAGGAGGUCAACAUGUUCAAGAGCGACGGCAACGUCAUCCACUUUGCCGCGCCCAAGGUCCAUGCUGCGGUCCCGGCCAACACCUUCGCCAUUUACGGCAACGGCGAGGACAAGGAGCUCACAGAGCUCGUCCCCGGCAUCCUCAACCAGCUGGGCCCCGACUCCCUUGCUUCGCUCCGCAAGCUGGCCGAGAGCUAUCAGAACAUGCAGAAGGGUGAGGGUGAGAAGGAGGCGGAUGAUGACGAAAUCCCCGACCUCGUGGCCGGCGAGAACUUCGAGAACAAGGUCGAGUAAGCGACUUGAACUCAGAGAAAUAAAUUCCUGCGUUCAACUUGGCCCACCUCGCCCUUCGGUCGGAUUGAUUUGGAGCAUUUGGAAGGGACAUCACCAAGUUUGUGUUUCCCGUUACCGGAAGGCGGCGCCAUUGAUGUUUGCACCAGCACAGCCCCCGAGAGUCAUGACCAGGACGGGUAAGAGGGAACAGAUGGUGUUCCGGGGUAUUUUAUGGCUCGGAGACAUAACAUGACCAUGCAAUGGAGCCAACACGCGUCAUGACCAUGCAUUUGUGAUUAUAGUUGCCAGGAUGUCGGUACAUGCAAUGCAGGAUCUGGGCAUAAUCACAGGCGGAACUUGUCGUCACCGGU
Molecule: messenger RNA, 1007 nt
Organism: Chaetomium strumarium
Lineage: Eukaryota; Fungi; Ascomycota; Sordariomycetes; Sordariales; Chaetomiaceae
Product: NAC domain-containing protein
Exons: 3
Coding region: 196-657 (153 amino acids)
Cellular component (GO): nascent polypeptide-associated complex; cytosol
Source: RefSeq, a predicted model, not a curated record